AUGCACCGUCUUGUGCAGGAUAGUCUAUAUCAGUCUUGCUUUAAUUUUCUUUUUACGGACGGGUUGAGUUCUUUUAGCGUAGUUCUCAUGGCAGGAAGGCGUGAAAGAGGUUCUACCUUAUAUAUCAAGAAAAAGCACUCUUCACACGCUGCAGAAGACCCACUGUUCUCUCUCCACUCAACCUUCUUUGCUCUUUUCGUCCUGUCCUGGCAAUUCACCGUGCUCCUAAAGACACGCGCUGCUCCGCAAGAAGACGCUGAAGCAUGUCCCAGGAUGCAGCAUGCAGGCCUGACAAACGAACGACACACUUAUAUCAACAUUCUACGUCCAACUAGAAUUACCGAGACUAAACAAUCACGUCUUCUCCCGCUCUGUGGUCCUGAAAGUGCAAGUUUGUUUACUGUACGCAGGCAUCGGUCGCUGGCUUGUUUUGUUAUGUCUCAGAUAAGCGCGUUUGUUAUGCGAAAAAAAAAAACUUUACAGAGGCUUUUGUUUAUAUAUAGCAAGAGCAUGAAAAAAACAGUGAUGGCUUCAUGUUUUUCAGUCGCAUUGUUGGCACAAGUUGCAGUCGUCGAGCCCAUCAGAGUGCAACUUUGGUUAGAUGUCGUAAAUUGUAUGAGCGAAUCAUUCAUGUACCAAUGUCCUCCACGGGAUCAUCGCUUUUUUUCUUCAUCACGCCCCAUCUUGUUGAUCCGACGUUCUGUAUCAACUGUAUACAGAUGGGUUGCUUCUCGCACCACGCAGGUUUUUCGUGCGGCCAAGACCGUUGUGAAGUGGUUUAUUAUCGUCGACCCACUUAUAAAUUCUAUACUAAUCAAUUAUCUCGUUGAUAGGCUAUGCAUUUUUGGGCGUGCGGUAUUGCGAACGAAAGAGCGCAAGACCAAGGAGAGAGAGCCCUGUCCCCCCAUUAUACAGCACAUACACGUCAGGGGGCGCAAACGUCCUCGUCUGAGGAUCGUGGCCAUCAAGAGAAAGCGGAGGCGUCGCGGGCAGCAUCGUGUCGAGCGUCCACCCACAAAUAUGUACCCAAUGAUGGAGAUCCAGAUGGUUGCUGUGCCACUUGCUCUUCCAAGUGCAAUUGCACUGGCACGGUAUCAGCAGGGGCAGCAACAGCAACAGCAUCAUCACCCUUGGUACGAUCUCUCGCCCUCUGAAGAAACCCUCUCGACCUGUUGUUGUAGUUGA
Molecule: messenger RNA, 1185 nt
Organism: Saccharomyces kudriavzevii IFO 1802
Lineage: Eukaryota; Fungi; Ascomycota; Saccharomycetes; Saccharomycetales; Saccharomycetaceae
Exons: 1
Coding region: 1-1185 (394 amino acids)
Source: RefSeq, a predicted model, not a curated record